AGUCUAUUUUGUACAAUCAGCCGUUCGAUAUCUAUCAUUCGUGAAAUCCACUGUUGGUGGCGUGAUUUUCAACGAUAUUUCGCUGCUUAAAAGGGUAACUUACCUGUUUAAUUAAAUCUUAUGUAUAUUUAUAUAGUCACGUCAUUUUUUCUAUACGUGUCGUUUAUCCCUUUUAAUAAUAAUUUAAAUUCCAGAACUUAUCUCAAAACGAAGAUUCCAGAGUUUUUAGUCCGUCUUCAGACAACGUUUGAUCAUGUCAGCUAAAGCUAUUCGAGAAAAUAUAGGAAAGGAGCUUCUAAAUAAGCAUUUAAAAUGCGAAGCUGCAGCUCCCAGCAUGUGUGCUUCAUUCAAUGAUAAAACAGAAUGGUCACAGCUGACUGCAAAACAUGCUUGGCUAUCAAACACGAAAUUAGUUGUUAAACCAGAUCAACUAAUCAAACGCAGGGGAAAGUUAGGCCUAAUUAAGGUCAACUGUGAUUUGGGUGAAUGCAAGCAAUGGAUCGCGGAGAGAAUAAACAAAGAAACAAAAGUUGGAAAGGCUUGCGGUCGAUUAACGAACUUCAUUAUCGAACCGUUUUGUGCUCAUAAACCAGAAGAUGAAGUCUACGUUUGCGUAUAUAGUCAUAGAAAUGGGGAUAUUAUCUUAUUCCAUCAUGAAGGUGGUGUAGAAAUUGGUGAUGUAGAUGCCAAAGCGUCUAAAUUAGAAGUUCCAAUUGGACAAAAGCCUUCUAGAAAAGACCUCGAACGGCUAGUUUCAAAGGCGAGCAAGGAUAGACAGGGAAUAUUGAUCGAUUUUAUUGAAGCCUUGUACAAGGUUUAUGUGGAUCUCUUCUUUACGUAUUUGGAAAUCAACCCUCUAGUUGUCACUUCUGGAAAAUGCUAUGUUCUCGAUUUGGCUGCAAAAUUAGAUCAGUGCGCCGAAUAUUUGUGCAAGCAGGCUUGGGGAGAGAUCGAUUUUCCACCCCCUUUUGGAAGAGACGCAACCAAAGAGGAAGCGUAUAUCGCCGAUUUGGACGCAAAGAGCGGUGCAUCUUUGAAAUUAACUAUCUUGAAUGCCAAAGGUAGAAUUUGGACAAUGGUUGCUGGAGGUGGAGCUUCGGUUAUUUAUGCGGAUACUGUAUGCGAAUUGGGUGGAGCGUCUGAGUUAGCCAAUUACGGUGAAUAUAGCGGAGCCCCGAGUGAACAGCAAACAUAUGAGUAUGCCAAAACAUUAUUAUCUAUAAUGACCAAAGAAAUAGACGAUCGUGGAAAAGUUUUGAUUAUAGGUGGUGGCAUAGCUAAUUUUACGAAUGUCGCGGCUACUUUUAAAGGAAUUGUCAAAGCUUUGAGAGAAUUUCAAACUCGUUUAAUCAAAGGGAAUAUUUCAAUUUUUGUAAGGCGGGGUGGUCCAAAUUAUCAAGAAGGUUUGCGUGUAAUGACCGAGCUUGGGGAUACAUUGGGUGUACCCAUUCAUGUUUUCGGUCCUGAAACUCAUAUGACAGGAAUAGUGGCCAUGGCACUGGGAAAGAGAGAAAUGCCAAGAAGUAAACCAAAACGUCAAAACACAACUGCCAAUUUCGUUUUGCCAGGGGAGACGUCGACCAAAACCAGCACUACUCAUGACGCGAAUAAGGCUGCUCCAGAGGCAAUUCCGGAAUUGACUCUAUCAGAAAAGCAGCAAAUGUUUUCUACAGAAACGAAAUGCGUUAUCUGGGGUUUACAAUCUAGAGCUGUACAAGGAAUGCUUGACUUUGACUAUUCCUGUCGAAGACGCUCACCCUCUGUUGUUGCUAUGAUUUACCCUUUUACUGGUGACCACAAACAAAAGUUUUAUUGGGGUCACAAGGAAAUUCUGAUUCCAGUUUACAAACAAAUGUCUGAUUGCUUCGCUAAACAUUCCGACGCAGAUGUUCUUGUAUCAUUUGCGUCAUUACGAUCAGCGUAUGAUUCAACUAUAGAAGCAAUGGGCUAUAGUCAAAUCCGAACUAUUGCUAUAAUAGCCGAAGGUAUUCCAGAAAAUCUCACUCGAAAAAUAAAUCAAGAAGCAUUGAAGAAAAAUAUUACUAUUAUUGGUCCAGCUACUGUUGGUGGUAUCAAGCCAGGAUGUUUCAAAAUUGGUAACACAGGAGGAAUGUUAGACAACAUUCUAUCUUCGAAAUUGUACAGACCAGGAAGUAUAGCUUACGUUUCCAGAUCGGGUGGAAUGAGUAAUGAAUUGAACAAUAUUAUCGCCAUGAACGCCGAUGGUGUUUACGAAGGAGUUGCGAUUGGUGGGGAUAGAUACCCAGGAACUACAUUUGUUGAUCAUCUUUUACGAUUCAAUGAAUGUCCCGACGUAAAAAUGCUUGUACUCUUAGGUGAGGUUGGAGGUGUUGAAGAGUAUAAGAUAGUUGAAGCACUUAACAAAAAACAGAUUAAAAAACCCAUUGUUGCUUGGUGUAUUGGAACUUGUGCCAACAUGUUCACGUCUGAAGUUCAAUUUGGUCAUGCUGGAUCUUGUGCUCAAGCAGAGAGAGAAACUGCUGUUUCUAAAAAUAAAGCACUUGCAGAAGCCGGUGCCGUUGUUCCAAGAACUUUCGAUGAACUGGGUGAUUCUAUUAAAUCAACUUUUGAUGAGCUGGUGGCUAAGGGUGAUAUAGUUAUUAAACCGGAAGUUGCUCCACCAACAGUUCCAAUGGAUUAUAACUGGGCAAGAGAAUUAGGCCUAAUACGUAAACCUGCAUCCUUUAUGACGUCGAUCUGUGACGAGAGAGGGCAGGAGUUGUUGUAUGCUGGUGUUCCAAUAACAGAAAUAUUUGAAAAAGAUUUAGGCUUAGGUGGAGUAUUGGGACUCUUGUGGUUUCAGCGACGACUUCCUCCUUAUGCUUGUAAAUUUAUCGAAAUGGUUCUCAUGGUUACUGCAGAUCAUGGACCUGCAGUCUCGGGCGCGCAUAAUACGAUCGUCUGUGCAAGAGCUGGUAAAGACUUGAUAUCGUCUCUUACAUCCGGUCUCUUGACAAUUGGUGAUCGCUUUGGAGGGGCUUUAGAUGAGGCAGCAAAGACUUUUGCUGAAGCAUAUGACACUGGAAAGAUUCCGAUGGAGUUUGUCAACGAAAUGAGGGCAAAGGGUAAACUAAUUAUGGGUAUUGGCCAUCGAGUGAAGUCAAUAAAUAACCCAGACAAACGUGUUGUCAUUCUGAAAGAAUAUGUUAAAAAGCAUUUCCCUGCCACUCCAGUUUUAGAUUAUGCAUGUGAAGUUGAAAAGAUUACAACUUCAAAGAAACCUAAUCUGAUUCUGAAUGUUGACGGUUUCAUCGGAUCUGCUAUGGUUGACCUCCUGCGUCAUUGUGGGGGAUUUACUGCAGAAGAGGCUCAACAGUAUGUAGAUAUUGGAGCACUAAACGGUUUGUUUGUUUUAGGUAGAAGCAUCGGAUUCAUUGGCCAUUUCCUUGACCAGAAGAGAUUAAAACAAGGCUUGUAUCGACACCCAUGGGAUGAUAUUUCCUAUGUUCUACCCGAACAAAACGAAUAA
Messenger RNA from Dimorphilus gyrociliatus, 3490 nucleotides. NCBI's taxonomy places the organism in Eukaryota, Metazoa, Annelida, Polychaeta, Dinophilidae. The record is from the annotation of a GenBank genome assembly.